CAGGCAGGAGAUGUAGUGAUUGGGGGUCUGUUCCCUGUUCACGUGAAGGCACCGCAGCCUGAGCUGGAUUUUCGGAUUGAAAAGGUUAAUGCCUCCUGUGAAAUUUUUAACCAGCGAGCUUAUCGCUGGCUUCAGGCUAUGAUCUUUGCAGUGGAGGAAAUUAACAAUAACCCAGACCUCCUACCCAACUUCACCCUCGGCUAUCUGGCAGCUGAUACUUGCCUCGCAGAGAGCACUACUCUGUUAGCAGCCAUGGCUAUGGUAACUGGACAGGAAGUUCAUUUGGCAAACUCAGAAUGUGGAUCUGUGCCUACAGUGCCUGUUAUUGUUGGCGAUGCACGCACUUCAGCUUCCAUUGUUGUGGCAAACACUCUUGGGGUGUUUGAUGUACCCAUGGUGAGCUACUUAGCCUCCUGUAUGUGUUUGAGUGAUAAGAGGAGGUACCCGCUGUUCUUCCGCACAAUGCCCAGUGAUGCUGCACAAGCUUGGGCCAUGGCUGAACUGCUGCAACUCAUGGGUUGGACUUGGGUGGGGUUGGUGUCUGCGGAUGAUGAUUAUGGCAGAUUUGGGAUUCAAAUGUUAAUGGAAGCACUCGAGGGAACUGAAGUGUGUGUUGAUUACCAUGAAGUGAUUCCAAAGAACUACCCAAAGAUGAAAAUGCAAAGGAUUGUUGAAACCAUCCAGAAAUCAACUGCCAGAGCUGUGGUGACAUUUCUUAUAGAUCAGGAUGCCAAGGCUUUGUUUGAGGAAGUAGUCCUUCAGAACGUAACAGAUAAGCAAUGGAUUGCAAAUGAAGCUUGGAUUACAUAUAGUAUUGUCUCCACCCCUCGCAACAUCCCCUCGUUGGCUGGGACUAUAGGAUUUGCUAUGCGGAAGGCUGAUAUCCCUGGAGUGGGAGCCUUUCUUACUCGCUUAAAUCCAAGCCUGAGUUCACCUGAUUCUGACCCUUUCAUAAAGGAACUCUGGGAAGCACUGUUUGGAUGCUCUCUUAGUGCUGCCCAUGGGGGGACAAUGUGUUCAGGCUCAGAGGUCAUAGGUGUUGGGGAGAGUUUGUACACAGAUGUGUCCCAGCCAAGAAUCACUUACAAUGUCUACAAGGCUGUGUACGCUAUCGCUCAUGCAAUAAAAGAUAUGCUGGCCUGUGAACCUGGAAGAGGUCCCUUCCUGCAGGGCCGGUGUCCUGAUGUCCGGAGGCUGCAGCCUGUACAAAUAGCCCACUAUCUACGAGAAGUGAACUUCACAACACCUUUAAAGGAAUGGAUGAACUUUGAUGAGAACGGAGACCCGCCUGCCUCAUACGAUAUCAUCAACUGGCAUGUGACACCUCAGGGAACAAUAGAGUUUGUCAAUGUUGGCCAUUUUGUGUCAUCCCAAGGGUCAGAUGGCCAGUUUCACAUUGACAUGGACAGAGUGGUGUGGGGAGAAAGCAACAAACAGGUGCCUGUGUCUGUGUGUAGCAGUCCGUGUCCUCCUGGUACGAGGAAAGCUGUGCAGAGAGGGAGACCUGUGUGCUGCUUUGACUGUCUGCCCUGUGCAGAGGGAGAAAUUAGCAACCAAACAGGAUCACUGGAGUGCAUACGGUGUCCUAAUCGCUUCUGGUCCAGCUCAAACCGAACAGUGUGUGUUCGCCAGCAGGUGGAUUUCCUUUCUUACAAUGACACCAUGGGAAUUGUCCUCACAGUCAUCUCAGCUAUCGGGGCAGCACUGACAGCUGCCACAUUUGCCACCUUCCUCUACCACCGACACACGCCUUUGGUGCGAGCCAACAACUCAGAAGUGAGCUUCAUGCUCCUGCUGUCACUCAAGUUGUGCUUCUUAUGUUCACUGGCUUUCAUUGGAGAACCAGUGGCUUGGUCCUGCAAGUUGAGACACACGCUUUUUGGAAUCAGCUUUGUGCUAUGUAUCUCCUGUCUGCUGAGCCGCACCGUGGUGGUCCUGGUGGCCUUUCGUUCCACGCUGCCAGGUGAGAACCUGAUGCGUUAUGUGGGUCCUGCUCAGCAGCGGUUUGGCAUCUCCAUCUGCACCCUUUUACAGGUGUUGAUCUGUGUGCUGUGGCUGACCCUGGCUCCUCCUCAGCCUGCAGAAAGAGACAUUGUGGACCACUGGGGACCCAAGAUCAUUCUUGAAUGUGCGAUGGGCUCUGUGGUGGGCUUCUCAUUGGUUCUAGGCUACAUUGGCCUGCUGGCCUGUCUCAGCCUCCUCUUGGCCUUUCUAGCAAGGAAACUCCCUGAUAACUUUAAUGAGGCCAAACUGAUCACCUUCAGCAUGCUGAUCUUCUGUGCUGUCUGGGUGGCCUUUGUGCCCGCCUACAUUAGCUCUCCAGGGAAGUACACUGUUGCAGUGGAGAUUUUUGCCAUCCUGGCCUCAAGUUAUGGCCUUCUAUUCUGUAUCUUUGCCCCAAAGUGUUUUAUCAUACUUCUGAGGCCUGAGAAAAACACUAAAAAACAACUGAUGGCAAGAUAG
Molecule: messenger RNA, 2463 nt
Organism: Plectropomus leopardus (leopard coralgrouper)
Lineage: Eukaryota; Metazoa; Chordata; Actinopteri; Perciformes; Serranidae
Source: RefSeq, a predicted model, not a curated record